Messenger RNA from Hypanus sabinus (Atlantic stingray), 912 nucleotides. RefSeq names its product gap junction delta-3 protein-like. Lineage: Eukaryota; Metazoa; Chordata; Chondrichthyes; Myliobatiformes; Dasyatidae. Gene Ontology annotation, cellular component: connexin complex. Bases 1 to 858 code for a protein of 285 amino acids. The record is from RefSeq and is a predicted model, not a curated record. Gene Ontology annotation, biological process: cell communication. The transcript has a single exon.
AUGGGAGAAUGGAGCUUUCUGAGCGACUGGCUGGACUCGAUCAAAAGCCACGCACCCAUGCUGGGUCGUGUCUGGCUCCUGCUUAUGAUGAUCUUCCGCGUCCUCGUCCUGGCCACGGUAGGAAGUGACAUCUUUGAGGACGAGCAAGAAGAGUUUGCCUGCAACACACUACAACCCGGUUGCAAGCAAGUCUGCUACAACAAGGCGUUCCCCAUCUCACCGUUCAGGUUUUGGGUCUUCCACAUUGUGUUUCUGUCUGUGCCAUCCUUGUUGUUUGUGGUUUACGCCGUCCACCAGUCCUCAAAGGACGAAGAGAAGCAAGAGCGAGUAGGCCUCAUCCAAAGGCGAGAAACAGUUGUAAAACCGGUGCCAAGAAUAAAGAAAUGCUACAUCAUCCAUGUCAUACUACGACUGAUGGCUGAAGUGGCCCUGGUUGUCUUUCAGUACUUCCUAUUUGGCUUCACCAUUGAACCCCAGUUUCUGUGCACUGGUUUUCCCUGCCCACACAUUGUGGAUUGUUUUGUGUCUCGCCCAAUGGAGAAGACUGUGUUUUUAGUGUUUUAUUUUGUAGUUAGCAUCCUCUCUGCGAUUAUCAGCCUUGUUGAGCUGGCACACAUAGUUAAAAAGAUGUUCAGCCGACAGCAACUAAAAGACUUGGAGCAGCAGAACCAGUCGACUAGAAACUGCGCAAAGGAUAAGAACAUCGAAUCAGUUCAGCUAUUGGACAAGAUGGUUAUGGUGAACCUCGGCUCCAAUCAUUCUGACGUAGACUCUACUCACAAGAACAAGUCACUGGGCAGCAGCAACAGUGGAAGAUCUUCGCAGUCAAGUGCAAAGAAACCUUCCCUCAAUAUCUAAGAAAUAAAUCGGGCAACUGUGGUAUAACGACGACAGGGUGAUUCCAAAUUCAAA